Molecule: messenger RNA, 3356 nt
Organism: Papaver somniferum (opium poppy)
Lineage: Eukaryota; Viridiplantae; Streptophyta; Magnoliopsida; Ranunculales; Papaveraceae
Exons: 8
Coding region: 360-3320 (986 amino acids)
Source: RefSeq, a predicted model, not a curated record
UCUCCUGCAACUCUUAUCUCUUGUGAUCUAGUGCAUGUCACUGUAGGUUGAGUGAUCACUCUUCAAUGUGUAAAGUUUGAUUGUUAAGAACUUUAAAGAGUGACAGUAGUUGUUUAGCAAGUGAAAGUUGAGUGAUUAAUUAGAAUUUUAUGUAUAAAAAUUAGAAAAGAGGAAAGCAGAAAAGGGGUUCUAUUAGAAGUUGUGGUGAUACUGAUACUAGUUUUUCAAAUUGUGAUCUUAAACAUCAUGGCAAGAUUCCAAGAGAGAAUCGACCAUGUGAUACUUGUGGGGAUGCUCGCAAUGCAAGCCUUCUAGAAACUUGUUUCAUUUGCAAGGUUUCUAAAGAGCAUAUCUAUUGCAUGGGCUUUGGAAGGAAGAUGCCUGAACGUCCAGAAAAAUGGUCUUGUGCAGCAUGUUCUAAGAGUGAAAUCAUGACCAGUGUGCAACUUCCGCGUAAAACAUCUGAAAAUCUUCAAACGAAGUUAGGUUCACGUCUCAUUUCUGCUGCACGUUCAUCGCGUUCAUCAAGAGAUUAUAUAAAGGAGGUUCAGACAGGAAAGGUAAAAUACCUUGAUGUUGCAGAUGCCGUUAAGCUAUCAAGCGGAGAGGCAGCUGCUACGGCCAGGAUGGGCUCACAGACUGGUUCUUCUAGAAACCUGAAUCAUAUAACCUCAAGAAAAUAUCCUGCUUCUGUGUCUGAAGCGUCAAAGAGGUUUUCCACAAGUCCGUUACCCUCACAACAUGCAUCACCUCCUGGAUAUUUUAGUUUUUCAGUACCUACUAGGGGACAACCUAGCACUAAACACCCACAAGUUAUUAAGUCUUCUCUACACUCACAUGCGGGGAAACCGAAAAUAAGAGAUUCUGAUGCCGAGUCUGAAACGUUGAAGAGGUUUUCCACAAGUACGUUACCCUCACAACAUACAUCACCUCCUGGGUAUUUUAGUUUUUCAGUACCUACUAGGGGACAACCUCGCAUUACACAGCCACAAGUUAUCAAGACUUCUCUACACUCACAUGCGGGGAAACCUAAAAUUAGAGAUUCUGAUGCCGAAACACAGCAUUUUCCAUCAAAUUGGUCCCGACCUAUCGAAAGUGUUGCAAAAGAUAAGCAUAAAGUGACAGAAUUGUUAAGAAAAAACAAGCCAGGCACUGAGGUUGUUAAGCCACCAGUUAAAAAGCAUGUUCUAUGGGAAGAGGAAUUUCACGCAUCUCCCCCACCUGCUAAACCAGUUGGAAGCUCAAAGCAUGUAAAUUCACCAUCUCAAGAGUUUGUUCUACGGGAAGAGGAACCAUUUCACGUAUCUCUCCCACCUGCUAAACCAGUUGGAAGCUCAAAGCAUGUUGAGUCACCAGUUGGAGAGUUUGAUCUACCUGAACAGGAAUCAGUUCACGUUUCUUCUCCACCUGCCAAAGAAGUUGAAUGUUCAAAGGAUGGAUCUUCAUCUAAGGAAUAUGAGAUGUUUGAGAAGGGGCUUCCGGACCAUCUUUCUAUAAGUGCCACAUGGAAGGGAAGCUUUGAGAUCAUGGGCACAACUCUUAUGGAUGGGUCAUACGAAGGAUUACAGGCCCAUCCCCCUCGAAAGGUUCAUGUAAAAGCAGCCAAGGUUUUUAAGGAAAUACCUAGACUGCUGCAAUUUAAGCUGCAUCCUCGUAGCGAUGUUUGUGUUGAGAAUUUUAAUAGAUUAUGUCCUACUAAGGAUGAUAUUGCCCUUUAUUUUCUCCCUGGAGAUGAUGAGAGAUCCACAAAGAACUAUCAUAUCCUUUCUGAUUUUAUCGUAUCGAGGGAUUUGACCAUGCGGAGCUGCUUGAAUGAUGUCGAGUUGCUGAUAUUUACCUCAAAAAAGUUGCCUGCGGAUUGUCAGAAAAUUAAUUCGAAGUUCUAUCUAUGUGGAGUUUUUCGAUCUGUGAAGAAGCACCGUCCUUCUCCAGAACCUUCAGCAAAGAGUCUCCCAAACAACUAUGAUUCUGAUGUUGACCAACCGAAGCACCGUCCUUCUAGCAAGCCUUCAGAGAUGCGUCAGCACAAAGGGAAAAACUAUUCCCAAUGCAACAACUAUGACUCUGAUGCUGACCGAGUGAAGCACCAUCCUUCUUCAAAAGCUUCAGAGAAACGUCAGCAGGAAGACAAAGACUAUUCCCCGUGCAACAACUAUGACUCUAAUGCUGACAGAGUGAAACACCAUCCUUCCACAAAACCUUCAGAGAAGUGUCAGCACAGAGACAAAGACUACUCCCCGUGCAACAACAACGACUUUGAUGCUGACCGAGAGAAGCACCAUCCUUCCACCAAACCAUCAGAAAAGAGUCGGUUGAAAGACAAGAACCACGAUACUGAUGUUGACAUACUGAGUAUCAUCAGAAGAGACUCAAUGGGAACCGAUAUGGACAUCGACAUGGUGGGAGGAAAAGAUGUCGGGAAAACAGACGAAGUCGUCCUGAAAUCAAAUUGUGUGGAGAAAAGGGUGCAGUUUGAUGUAGAAAGUACGAAAAAAGUGUGUUCGAAUGUAAUAAAUGCAUCCAAGAGGUCUGACAAUUCAGCAAAACAGCCUAUAUCAACAAUCAAAAAAGAGCAACCUCAAUGUGAUGCUCCUCCUGGAUUCGCGAGUUCAGCUACUGCUGAUGCUGCUAUCCUGGAACCUCCUGGAUUCUCAAGACCAACUACUGCUGAUGCUGCUAUCCUAAAACCUCCUCCUGGAUUCUCGAGACCAGCUACUGCUGACGCUGCUAUCUUGGAACCUCCUCCUGGGUUCUCGAGACCAGCUACUGCUGAUGCUGCUAUCUUGGAACCUCCUCCUGGGUUCUCGAGACCAACUACUGCUGAUGCUGCUGUCUUGGAACCUCCUCCUGGGUUCUCGAGACCAACUACCGCUGAUGCUGCUAUGUCGGAAACUCCUCCUGCAUUCUCGAGACAAGCUAUACAGGCAGCUUUGUUGGAACCUCCUUUUGGUUUCACCAAGCCUGCCAAUGAUUUAAGCUCCUUGAAAAGAAAGCGGAUUAGUUUGGACGCUUCGACAAGCGACUACUUUCAAGUCUCCCCUGUUCAGCGUCAGAAACACAUACAAGUUUCAGAUUCUCAAGAGUUUUACUCACAAAAUCAUCAGCAGGUCAUCGAUCAUUGCCUUGAAACGCAAUCGGCCAGCAUAGAUCAUAAGCCAGCUGCAGAAAAGGAGAAGAGUUCUGAAUGCAAGAUAGAUGGGUCACCUAGUAGGAUCAACGGAAUCUUGAACAAAGUCCCCAAAAAAGAAGAUGACUGUUCUGAUAGUUUGAUGCUGACUCUCCGGUUCGAUGAUGAAGUAGGGGGAUGGCAAGCACAUUGAUAAGUAAAAUAAGUAAAACACAGAGAGCCAGGUACA